Molecule: messenger RNA, 2250 nt
Organism: Sabethes cyaneus
Lineage: Eukaryota; Metazoa; Arthropoda; Insecta; Diptera; Culicidae
Gene: GATAd
Product: probable serine/threonine-protein kinase yakA
Exons: 7
Coding region: 1-2250 (749 amino acids)
Biological process (GO): positive regulation of transcription by RNA polymerase II; cell fate commitment; negative regulation of transcription by RNA polymerase II
Molecular function (GO): RNA polymerase II cis-regulatory region sequence-specific DNA binding; zinc ion binding; DNA-binding transcription factor activity, RNA polymerase II-specific
Source: RefSeq, a predicted model, not a curated record
AUGUGUUUAUACUGCUAUUGGAAAUUAUGGAUACAGCACUAUAGGAUUCUAGAAAUCCUCUCGCAGUCGUCCGAGAAGCUGGAGCACCUGAUCGCCUCCUCACCCGCCUCGUUAGCCGCGAAAGCCUCCGCCGAGCAGGAUGCGAUAGCAGCGUUGCAAGCAUUGCGCAACAACAACAAUCAUACAAAAUCAGUUACCUCAGUACUUAGUAAAACGCAUCUACAAAACCUGGAAGCAAAUUCAGUAUCUGUGAUCCCGAUUGAGAGCAUGAAAAUUUCAUCCUCCAAUCAGCAGCAGCAGCCGUCGAUAAUCCACCAAACGAUACACCUGCAUCCGACUCAGCUCCAGCAGCAGCAGCAGCAGCAACAACCAAAACAGCCCCUGAUUCAGGUCAAGAAUCUGACCCAGCUCCAGCAGGAACAUCUCGAAACCGCAGCGGUAUUAAUGGACAUUAGCAAAAAAGUGAUAAUCUCACCACCCAGCUCGAAUCCUCAAUCGCCCAGCCUAAUUGCCGAACAGCAACAACAGCAGCUGCAGCAGAAGCAGCAACAAUUACAACAAUCGCACCAGUAUCAAACCAUCAACAAUAACAAUCAGUCGCAACUACAAAGUAUUAAGUCUUCUGUGAUAAAGCCUCACGAGUUUCUCCUGAACAACCUAAAGCGAUCCCCCAGCAGCGAAGAAAUGGAUCUCACGAUGAAACGCCUAAAGGUGGAACCGAACAUCCUUUCACCAACGCUUCCUGCCACCACGCUGGUGAAGAAGAAUGUCAUUAAACGGGAAAGUUUGCCGGAAAUAGUCGCAGACGAUCAAACCAGCCAGCACAGUGACAGUGCCGAUAGUAGCGACUCCGGUCGUUUGCAGAUGGACAUCUCUUCCCAGGAUGCCGGUUCGGAAUGCACCACGGACGAGAUCAAGCGGUCGAACAACAAUAAUAACAACAAUAACAAUCAUCAUCAUCACCACCAUCACCACCACCACCACCAUAAUAGCAGUAGUCAGGUUGACCACAUGGGACGGGAAACGCCGGAUAGCUUAAACUCGAUUGAAGAACAGCAACACCUGCAGCAGGUACAGGUUCAUCUCGGGCAGCAAUUUGGUGUGCUGGCUGAUGGAGCCGAUCCAGCCACAACCCAGCUGUGGCAGGCACUGGCGCAAAAUACGAAUCUCAUUAACGGUGCUGGCAACGAAGCAACUCAACUCCUCCGCAAGAUGAUAAACGCUCGAGCACUUGGUCUGCAGUUCUCACCAUCCAUACAGAUCACUCCCGGUGUGUCCCUGAUCAAGGCUGAUGCGAGUCGCGGCAGCGGCCAGGGCCGCCGGAAACAAUCGUGCCCGAGUCGAACACCGGUGGAUGAUAAUCCGUCGGCGAACACACCCAUGGAAGCCCUCAAGCUAACGACGUCCACCGGAAAGUCGGCUGGCGGCGGUACAAUGACUGUAGCGACCAGCAACAGCGGAAGCAGUCCGAUUCAUCUGGACGCUGCCGCCAUCAGUCACUUGAACCGUGCCAAUUCAGCCAAUAUCCUAUUUCGAACGAAGCAGCAGCACGACGCAUCCCCGCAGGGGAUGGCAAGUUCUAUCGAGUCCAAUAGUGGUAGCGUAAGUCCCCAGCUCCUAGCAGCGGGUAAGAAUGCUGCUCAGCUAGCUGCGCAGCAGCUAGCCCAGCAAUCCGCUCAGCAGCAGCAGCAACAGCAACAGCAAUCACAGCAGCAGCAGCAACAGGGCCAACCGCAGCAAAAUUCCCAGCAGAAAGAUAUGUCUUGCACGAAUUGUGGAACCACCACGACCACCAUCUGGCGGAGAAACAUCCGCGGCGAAAUGGUCUGCAAUGCCUGCGGGCUGUACUUCAAGCUGCACGGCGUUAAUCGUCCGCACACCAUGCGACGGGAUACCAUUCACACCCGCCGGCGUCGCCCGAAGGGUGACAAAUCAACGAGAAGGAAAUCGAUCAAGCAGGAAAGCAGCGAGCCGCUGGAUAACGGCGUAGCGGAGGGAGCAGCUGACUUGCAGGCCCUGCAAAAUCACAACCUGCUGAUUGCCCUGAGAGAUGCAGCCCGCGCGACACCUCCGAACUUCUCGAUGCCACCCGCCUUCCAGCACUACCUGCGAGUGACGCAGAACUUCGAUCCGACCAGUGCGGACAUGGAGGCAGGCGACGACAGCGGUCCCGAGAACGACAUCGACUCGUGCAAUCUGCCGCUGAACCUGGUCGCCACCCAGCUCGGCAGUGAUUCCUCGCAGCACUGA